ACAACCCAAUUUCAGCGAUGAAUGAUCAAAAACACCGUACUCUUCGUCGUCCUCGGUUUUGCUUCUUACAAAUUUGAACCUAUAAACUCGUUCACCACCGUCGUCAUUCAAAGUUUCAAUUUCAACCAUUCUUCGAUUUUCUCAAUCCACGAUUAAACCCUCUCUUCAUUGCAACAUUCAAGCUUCAAAAGAUACCUACAUUUUCUUUUUGAGGGGUGGAUAGAUACCUACAUUUAUAAAAGAGCCGAGGAAGGAAGAUAUAUGCUUAUAAAGACUUAAGGUAAUUUUGUCUUGAAGGAUGUGUGUGAACUAGUACAAUGGCAACAUCUAGUAAGUUUGAUGCAUCUUCCAGUAGCCCGGAUAGACCUCUGUACGCUGCGCAGCGUGGAUCCAACAUAGCUGCUUCAUUAGAUAGAUCAGGUAGCUUUCGAGAAUGCAUGGAAAAUCCAAUUUUGUCUUCUCUGCCCAACAUGUUGAGAAGUAGUUCUCCAGCAAAACAUGGGGAUGUGGAGAGCUUCUUUAAUUAUGUGCAUUUUGAUCCAAAAUUACUAGUAAUAGACCAUAAGUCUAAUCGUCAUGUGGAUUAUAAGCGACAUGUUAAUGCUGCUCUUGGAAUUUCACCUGAUGAAUCUCCAUCUAGUUCUGCAAAAGGAAAGCUACUGCCAUCCCCAGUACCAGAAGACGUCAAGCGUAUGAGGGAUAGUUUGUAUUCAAGCACUGUGAAGGCGAGGGAACGUGUGAAAAUGUUCAAUGAAGCCUUAUCUGUAUUCAAUGAAGUUUUCCCACUUGUAAAUGUGAAGAAGAGAUCUCGAGUUGAAGGGUUUUCCAAUGAUCGUUCUAGUGUCAUGUUAAAUGACCGCUCAGUCUUGGGGCCAAGCGUGGGUAAGGUUGGCGUUCAAGGUCAUCAUGUCACCGGUGGUUUUGAACUAGAUCAGCAAAAGUCGGAAGAAAGGACCAAAAGUCUUGGCCCAAACAAGCGCCCUCGAACUUCUAUGGUGGAUGUAAAGAUGGAUGUACGCACCAAUUCUCUUGUCAGGCCAUCGGGGACUGUUGAUAGAGAUAAAGAAAAGCUACGGAUUGCCAAUAAUGGUGUAGUUCAGAGUGAAGAGCGAAACUUACCUAUUGUAGGCGAUGGUUGGGAAACAUCAAAAAUGAAGAAGAAGAAGCGUUCAUGCAUCAAAUUAGAUGUUUCUCCAAGUACUACAUUGAAUAAACCUGCGAAUGGUUUCCAGGAAACUAAACAGGGAAUGCAACAACGACUUGCUACUGAUUCUCGGUCGAAAUUGAGUAACGAUUCUAAUUCUUUUAGGCUGGGAGUUUCUAAUGGAACUGUUGCAGCUAGCAAAUCAGAUGGAAUCUCUCAGCAGACUGGGUUGGGUAUACGUACCCCUACCCACAGAAACGGCCAAGAUAACAAUUCCCUUGUGAACGAUAAGCGGGGUCGUUCUGUUAGUUCAGACAAGGAUAGGGUGAACUUCAGAGCUGUUAACAAGGCAACUGUUCGUGACGAAUUCAAUUCAGCUAGCCCUACCUCAAGUGCUAAAAUGAAUACUGCUAUUCGGGCUCCACGGUCAGGUUCAGGAGUUGCCCCCAAGAUGUCACCGGUUGUUCAUAGAACAGCUGUUCCUAAUGAUUGGGAGCUUUCUCAUUGCACCACAAAACCCCAGCUGGUUAAUAGUACUAACAAUCGCAAACGUGUGGCAUCAGCACGGUCAUCUUCCCCACCCGUUGUCCCCUGGCAGAGGCCACAAAAGAGCUCCCGCACUGCCAGAAGAACAAGUUUUGUGCCUGUUGUUUCGAGUAAUGAUGAAGCUCCUACCGUGGAUGCUGUUUCUGAUGUGGCUGGUAAUGAUAUAGGGUUAGGAUUCGUGAGACGCUCAGCUGGCAGUUCUCCUCAGCAAAUUAGAUUAAAAGGUGAACCUUCACCUUCGGCAGCUUUAUCUGAAAGUGAAGAGUCUGGGUUGGCUGAGGUUAAACCAAAAGAGAAGGGCAGGAAACCAGAAGAGAUAGAUCUGAAAGCUGGACAAAAUGUUCCAAAAGUGUCUAACUUGGCAACCAGAAAGAGUAAGCUUGUUUCUGGUGAAGAACUUGGAGAUGGUGUUCGGAGGCAAGGCAGGACGGGGCGCAGUCUCAAUGCCACAAGGUCACUGGCACCAAUGACAUCUGAGAAGCUUGGAAAAAUAGGAACUGCGAAACAACUAAGAAGUGCAAGACAAGGAUGUGACAAGAAUGAAAGCAAGGUCGGUCGUCCACCAACAAGGAAGCUUUCUGAUCGUAAGGCCUAUGCUCGUCAAAAGCCUACUGCCAUCAGUGCAGCAGCAGAUUAUUUUGUUGGGUCAGUAGAUGGACACGGGGAGUUAUUGGCUGCUGUAAAGGGUGUUAUCAAAUCUGCCUACUCCUUCUCCAGCCCAUUUUGGAAGCAGAUGGAACCUUUCUUUAGUAUGAUACCCGAGGAAGAUAUUACUUACUGGAAGCAGAAGGUAAAUCUUGAAUCAAGCACUCUGACUCCAACUCCGGUUCCUUCAAAUAUAGAUGGUUGUGAAACCGUUGUUAAUAGAUAUGGAUUGAUUGGCUGUGAAAGAGAUGUCAGGUCUGAUGCUCAACGUAGUGCUGGUAAUAAUACAGAAAAGUUACCACUGCCCAAGGGAGAUCAUAACGUGGUACCUCUCUGUCAACGACUUAUAGCUGCUUUGAUAUCAGAAGAAGAUCGUAACGGUGGAAAUGAAGAUUUGAAGUUUGAUGCAUAUGAUAAUGAAUCUGAGCUUGAUGGAGAAUUAGAAUUGAGUGGUUUAGAUCACCAUUCACUAUCUAAUUUUCAGUUUUCUUGUCAUUCUGCUAAUAAUGGUUAUGGGAUUAUUGGGAAACCGGCACAUGAUGAAAGUGAUAUGAUUGAUAAUCCUAAUUUUGGGUUGAAUCCAAGCUUUGGCAACUCGAUAAAUGGUUUUCUUCAUGAUAAAGCAUUAAUGUCUAGCUUAGCCUGUUCAGAGUUGCAAUACAAUAGCUUGGGUAUAAAUGAUAAGCUUCUAUUGGAGCUUCAAAGUAUUGGACUUGACCUCGAAUCAGUGCCUGAAAUGGUGCAAGAAGAUGAUGAAGCCAUAUCGGAGGAUAUUACUAGGUUAGGCGAGCUUUACCAAGGACAGGUUUCCAAGAAGAAAAAUUUGCUCGAUGGAUUAUUGAAAUCUGCAUCAGCAGCAAAAGAACUUCAUGAAAAGGAUUUUGAUCAACGUGCUCUAGACCAACUUAUUGUGACAGCUUAUGAGAAAUACACGGCUUGUCGGGGUGCAUCGAGCGGAAAAAGUUCAAGCAAUAGCAAAAUGGUCAAGCAAGCUGCAAUGGCAUUUGUUAAAUGGACGUUGGAGCGAUACCACCAAUUUGAAGAUACAGGCAAGAGCUGUUUCAGCGAGCCUUUAUUCAAGGAUUUGUUCCUAACUGCUUCUUCCCAGCAUAGCAUUGUUAGGAAAUCGGAUGGAUUGGAGGCUGAUUCUUCAAAACCAUAUGCUUCUCCUCUGUCUCUGGAAGCAACACCAGCUUCCAUGGGUUCACAGCCGAGCCCAUCACCAUUUUCUCAGAAUUUGGAUAAUCUUGAUCUCACUUCAUCAGAUAUGCUUCCUGCUUUAAAUAAUUCAUCUGAGCAAACCAGUGGAAAUGAAGAUUUCUGGUCAAACAGGGUGAAGAAGAGAGAAUUGUUCCUUGAUGAUGUCGGGGGUACUCAAGGUAAUUCAAGUACUCCGGGGAUCGGAAGUUCUCUAACAAGCAGCACAAAAGGAAAGAGGAGCGAGAGGGAAAGAGAUGGAAAGGGACAUGGCAGAGAGGUACCAUCCAGAAAUGGAACUACAAAAGCUGGUAGACAAGCAUCAUCAAGUGCUAAAGGAGAAAGAAAAACCAAAACAAAGCCUAAGCAGAAAGCAACUCAGCAUUCUGUUUCUGUAAAUGGCCUCCUUGGCAAGUUGCCAGAGCAACCAAAACCGGCAUUGCCUUCUGUUUCAAAGUCUACGGAAAAGCCUAGUUAUAGAAAUACCAAGGAAAAGGAUGAGUUUGGAUUGGGUGGAUUGGAUGAGCCAAUUGAUUUGUCCAACCUGCAGCUGCCUGGAAUGGACGUGCUCGGCGAUCCCGGUGACCUUGCUGAAAAUGGUCAAGAUCUUGGUUCAUGGCUGAAUAUUGAUGACGAUGGAUUACAAGAUCAUGACGAUUUUAUGGGCCUUGAAAUUCCCAUGGAUGACCUUUCAGACUUGAAUAUGAUGGUUUGAAGCUGCUUUCUUUGUACAGAGUUCAUUAUUAUACCAAUAACAAAGGAAACAAAGUACUCUGAAGAAAUAACCAGUUACAUAGGGUGGUUUUAUGGCUAAUUCUGUCUGCAAUUAGGUUAUAUAGAUUCUUUGGUAAAUUAUUCUCUCCAAGUGUUGUUUUCGAGUGACCUUUUCAGCUGUUCAGAUUUUGCUCGUGUUCAAGUUUGUGACUUCCACUGUAAAGAUCUUUUUGUUCAAGGUAGAAGUUAGUAUUCCUAGUGAUUAUAUGUUAGAAAACAUUACUCUGGUUGUAGCUCUUACAAAUCAGAGAACAAGGCCUCAUGUACAUACAUUUAAGUUUUAUAAUAAAAUCAGCUUUUUUGUUUGCCGGAAUGA
Medicago truncatula (barrel medic) is the source of this 4622-nucleotide messenger RNA. RefSeq lists its product as uncharacterized. Lineage: Eukaryota; Viridiplantae; Streptophyta; Magnoliopsida; Fabales; Fabaceae. The record is from RefSeq and is a predicted model, not a curated record.